Drosophila ananassae is the source of this 5807-nucleotide messenger RNA. RefSeq lists its product as uncharacterized. The coding region runs from base 368 to 5557 and encodes 1729 amino acids. The transcript is spliced from 9 exons. The record is from RefSeq and is a predicted model, not a curated record. NCBI's taxonomy places the organism in Eukaryota, Metazoa, Arthropoda, Insecta, Diptera, Drosophilidae.
AAUCACUCCCGGUCUGGAACGGAAAGCUCUGCCCAGUCGACUGCCAGAUCCGAAUCGCGCUACAAGUGCCCCGCUCCGCUGGACUGGAGCUGCGAAUUGCAAAUAGCGAAUUGGAAACCCGAGUCUGGGACACAUAUACGUGUCUAGGUGCCAUCCGUCUAGGUGCCUGAUAGACGCGCCACUGAAACCCGAUCUCCUAGAGCGAAUUCCCCGAAUCGAUUCCCGGAGAUCCAAGUGUUCGAUCGCUCGGAUGGGUGGCCAUUGAGGAAUCUUAGAGAAAAGGACAUGGUGGACCUAUAAGUCGACGUGCCAACGAAGCCAGCGAAGGCGGAGCCCCGGAACCGGAGCCGGAGCCAGAGCCGGAGGGAUGCCGAACGCCGACAGGACCCGAGCCCCUCGUCCGGGUCAGAGGCAGCGCGGCCGGGACAAGGUCCGGACCCGGGCCUCCACGCCGGAGGGCCUGCUCGAGAGCCACCUGCACCAGCUCUUCGACGAGCAGCAGCUGCUCCACAACCUGCUCAUCACCCACUGCCCGAGCAUCGGCCUGGGGAGGGCGGAUCUCAUUCCCGAGGACUUCGAGGGCGAAAGUCUUUACGGGGAGGAGGUGACCGCCGAGGAGAAGCCGAGGCCGCAGCAGAAGAGUAAGCAAGACCCGCCCAAGUGCGAGGCGGAGCCGGAGACGGACAUCGAGCAGGACCCAGACAAGGACAUAGACGGCUUCAAGGCGGGGGCCUCCAAGCUAUCGGGUCCGGAGCAGGAGGUGGACGAGCAGGACUUGGUGAUCCUGGCAGAGGCCGUGGCAGCCAGCCCCUCCCGCCUGGAAGAGCUGCCCCUCAUGCCCCCGCGCAUGUACUCCUACAACAUUCCGGUCGCGGUGGGCCACUGCACGCCCCCCAAGCUGGCGGGACAGGGCUUCGACUCGCCCUUCCUCUACCCGGAGUUCAUCGGCAAGACGCCCGCGAGCCGCGUGAAGUACAUCUUCACCUUGGUGGACAGCCUGGUGCUGCAGAUGGAGCGCUACUUGAGCCUGGCCCAGGGCCCCAACGCGGAGCCAGAGCCCGCCGGGAAGUCUACGGGAACUGUACCCAAAGCUAGAAGCUUGAGCCAGAGCCAGCAGGCCAAGCCCCAGACCUGGCAUCAAGCAGGCCGUGCCAAGUGGGCUGUCAGUGGGAACAUUCCGGCCGAGAGGGAUUCGAAGCUGUUGAGUCAGUCGAAGCCCCAACAGAUAACUAAACGCAGGAAUACACCCCUGACCUUGCGAGAAAUAAACUCUCAGGAACCUUUCUUGGAGAUCGACUUGGAUUGCGAGUUCGGGAUGGAACACAUCGAGAAGUACCGGGCCAACAAGGUGCGCGGAGAAACACGUCCGGAACCGGAACCGGAUCGUGCUGGGAGACGCGGGGAUCUCCCCGCUGAGAAGUCUGAGGGAAAGGGAUACGGGGUGAGUGACAUUAUGGAGGGAUUCGGAGAGGGUGACCGACGACAAUACGGAGAGGGCGGGGACAGAGGACACGGAGACAAACGCGAGUGUGGGGAGGAGGGCCAGUCCCAGGGAGACGGACGAGGACGCGGACAAGGACAGGGAGAUGGACUCGGGCUUGAUCACGGAUACGGAUAUAAACAGGUAGAGGAAGCUGGCCAUGGACACGGGUCAGGAGCUGUGGAUGGACCAGGACAGGGCUCCUGCUCUGGAAGCGUAAGUGGAAGUGGCAGCCAGCGGGGCAGCUCCAGGGGAAGGACACCCAGCAGGGAGGACAGCGGCAACAGCGGCCGGAAUGGGAGUUGCCAGGUGUCUCCUUGCUCGCCGAGGAGCAUCAUCCGCCACUCCUCCACAGCCGCACUCACUCCCAGCUGCAGCAGCGGGAGUGGCAAUGGGAAUGGGAAUGGACCCACACGCCCUUGCAGUCCGGUCGCGGACGACCCGACCACGGACCUCAUCCCAUUCGACCAAGGCCGCGCCAUCUUCAGACAGAUGCAGGACGAAACGAAGAAGCAGGAUGCUGACGCCGGAGCCGACGCGGAUGCCGAAGCCGACGACGAGGAGAGCCGCGACGUCUUCAGGAGCCUGGCCAGGGAGCCGUUGAAGCUGGAGGAGCCCCUCAACUUAGAACCGUCGACCUCUGCCCAUUCCGCAGCCCAAGCCCGCAUCAUAGCCGCUCGGGCCAUGCGGGAGCAGCAGAAGACGGCGAAGAACGCAAAGAAGUGGCCGAAGACUGCGGCGGGAGCUUUACGCGGGCGGAAGACGGAUGGUACGGUAAAGACCGUCAAACAGGUCCCAGUACACCCCUUUGUGAAUGUCAAGCGCUGCGCCACCUGGGGGAGGCUCCCGAUUCCCAAGAACAGGAGAUUCGUCGGCAAGCGGAACAGGUUCGCGGCUUUCUUAAGAAGAUUUUCGGGAUGCGAGGAUGAGUCAAAGGCCCCCAAGUCGGAGGAGGAGGUGGAAAAGGAGCCAGAGAAGGACUCCGAAGAAAAGGACAAGGACACACUGCCGAAAAAGAAGAAGUGCAUCCUCUUCAAUGAGAUGUAUGAAGACAACCAGAAGAACACGGUCAAUUCGGGUGAAAAGAAGGCGGCCAUGAAGGCCAUUGAUGAGCAGUGUGCGGCCUUGAACGAGGCACUGGCUCCAGACCUGGAUCGCUUCAUGGAAGCCAGGACAAGCUGCGUCGAGCUCUCGCAGGACUUCUGGAAAAAGGACAAUCUCUUUGUGGUGGAGGAGAAGAAAGCCAAGCCCAACGAUCUCGAAUCAGAGUGCAUCCUGCAAGCUCUCAUGCACGCCGCCCCGAUUCCAACACCAAGUGCGGUGAUUCCAGAGGUGCCACAUGUCGAGCCCUACGACCCGCUGUUGAGGGAUAUGCCCCAGCUCCCGCCGGAGCUACUCGAUCGCGCCCAGAGGCUGAAGAAUCUUCUGAUGGACAAAGAUCGCCUCAAGCAGCAGCAGAGGCUGAUCCACCUGGUACCACCCGAGGAUCCUUUGGAGGCCAUCUUUCUUCCCAAACUGGAACAUCGCUCCGGCGGAAAAGACAUAGAGACACUCGAGAUGGAGAAAGAGCUGCUCCUCCAGAAUCACAACUGCGACACUGGCAGCGGAAUAAAAAUAAGCCCGGAUUCCUGUGCGGGAAAGGGCAUAAGCCAUGGGUGGGACUCGAUCAACUCGCUCCAAUCGGGGAUUUCCGCCGCCAGCAGUUCUGCCGAUACUGUGUAUGCUGAUUCUAGCCACGCCUACUCGGUGGUCGUCUUCGAGGAGGAUACCCUCCCUAUGGACGUCUACCCUGCCGAUGACUCCCCCGAGGAUGAGAAACCUCUGCGUUUCCCCACUUUUGAAAAACAAAAGUCCAAACCUGGAAAGGCCCCCCACAAAGCCCCUUACGAAGGCGACGAAGAUUCCAGUUUCCUCAACAGAACCAACACCAACAACCAGUUUGGGGUGUGUAAUAGAUCCAGCAGUCCCAGUAGCUCUCCAAAAGCUUCCGCAGGAUCGAUGCUUUCUGGAGACGUUUUUAUCUCCUGUUGCGAGGUGGACGACCAGCUCAGAGUGGCAGGAAGAGUGAAGAAGGUGACGGUGGCUAUGGGUCAAGUGGAGAACAUGAAGCCAGAGGAGAAUCAGAAGACGGAGGAUCUCUCGGACUAUCAGAGUCUUAACGAGUAUCACUCGGAGAAUCAGAUCGAGAUAACGGAGUACAGCUCGGAGAAGGACGACAGGCAGUCGGAGAAUGCUGAAAAUCAGUCGGAGAAAGUCAGGAUGCUCCUCGCGAAUCCGGAGGACCAGUGCGUGAAACAGAAGGCCCUGUUUCCCCCGAAGAAUUGGGAAGACUCUGAUGGGAAUUCUGAGGGGGUGAGAGCAGCGGACUUUGGAAUGACAGCCAAAGUUGUCGAUUGUGUAGAGGUCACAUAUUCAGACGAAGGUGAGAAAAAGAAGCCCUAUACCGUAAAAAAGGAAAGAAUUCCCGAUCUAGGGAAAGGUAGAUUUGUGCCGGAUGAGUUCGCGGCGAUGGGCGUGAGAUGGUGUCGCGAGAAGCCACUACAGAUCGAGGGUGAGCCCACUGAUGGUGAUAAGGUCGCGAAAAAGCCCAAAAAAGUGAUAGACAAGGAUGGAGACUUCAGGGCCUCCUUCAAAGUAGACGAAUUCACGCUGAGGGCGCUCCUGUGGGUUGGAAGGAUCCCUCAGCCCGGCUCAAGGCUGGAGUCUACCGAUCGGCUGUUCCACUACAUGGAGCACUUCUACUGGUCGCGGCUCACGAAGGAUUCCCCUCACUUCCACUGGUUUGUGAACGAGGGCUUAUUCGCUAUUCACUAUCUGUUGAUCGAAAAGCAAUUCAAGGAAAUCGAUGUGAUGGCGAAUAAGGACCUGGAUAAGGAGUUGCUGGAGUACAUUAAGAUGGUGAAUAAGCCGGGCGGACCGAGAGUAGAACUGACGGACAAGAUGGCCUACUUCAUGGUGACUUCAUACUUCAAAGUUCUUCACGCCAGAGCCACCCAGAGGGCGCGGCCCGUGGAGGACAGGUUUCUGAUGCGUUCCCGGUUCGCUGUCACCGUGUUGGAGACGUUCUUCCAGGAGCAGGGUCUGCGGGCCUACCAAAGCAACCUCAACUGCGCCGAGUUGCUAACGUGGAGCCUGAAGCACGAGGGUCGGCUGUUCGCGAUCAAUGAGGAGGCCCUGGAGUACGCUGCAGAUCGAAGAACCGUCAAACCGGACAGUAUGAUAAUGCGGACUCCGAACCAGGAGGCGUUCAAGGACUUCUACGAGCGCCAAGUUCUGCCGCGGCCGGACGCCCUGGCCAUCAAUCCUUGUCUGAGGAGCAUCAGGCGCUACCCCUCGGAGAACCUGGACGACCGGGACGGCUUCCGCUGCCCGAUCAAGGGCUGCGGCAUGGAGCUGGUCUCGUCCCAGCUGAUGACGCACUUCCUCACCGACCACUGCCGCCGCAUUGAGGAGCUCUGGGUGAAGGACCGCAUGGUCCUGCUCUUUUACCCCCGCUCGUACCCCGCCGAGCAGCUGUACUGCAUCUGCGUCGUGGCCCUGCGCCCGGAUACUCCGACGAGCCGUGGGGUGGCGGAGCUCCCGGAGAUAAUCAACAACGAGGAGCUGCCCCCGCGCCUCUACUACUUCUCGGUGCACGUGCCCUGCUUGCUGAUGUACUGCCAGGUGUCGCAGUCGAUAAUCAAGAAAAAGCGGAAGAAAAACCACGACGAGGACUCGGAGGAGAAGAGAGUCAGGAAGUCGGAGCCCAGCGCCAACGAUCCGGAGGCGCAGCUCUACAUCUUCUGGCUGGCCUCCAACGAGAACGAGGACUUCUCGGACAUUGCCUGUCGGCUGUACGUCUACUGCCAGGAUCGGAGUGUCAAGAGCAACGCCUUGCUCAACUUUGUGGUCAUGUCGCAGUUCCGAGGCAUCGAGGACCUCGUCAACAACCACCCGGAGUGCUACUUGGCCCUCGACCACCCCACCAUGGUCACGCUCACGAAGGACUUCAAGGAGCUGUUGUUCCUUGACUUGCGCUACGUUAGCAAGUCGCAGUUUCAUCACGACAUGUCCGGGGACGAGUCGUGGAACCUGUGAGGAGCACAGGCUGGAGCCGGCACUAGUUUUACGCCGCAUACCCCGCCUUCAAAAUCUAAUGUCUACCGUUUUCGUCUCUCUCGUUGCAGCUCCCUAUUGAGGCUCGUUGAUGGGCUUGCCACACAUGCAUAUUUAUAUAUUUCUACAUUUGUACACUGCACGCUGUACUUGCACUGCAUCUGUAUCUGGUGGCAGGGUUAUCGAUUAAAUUCCCCGUAUUGAGUGAAUAAAACUAUGUUCGGAGCACCCA